Messenger RNA from Scleropages formosus (Asian bonytongue), 5729 nucleotides. RefSeq names its product phosphodiesterase 4C, cAMP-specific b (gene pde4cb). NCBI's taxonomy places the organism in Eukaryota, Metazoa, Chordata, Actinopteri, Osteoglossiformes, Osteoglossidae. Gene Ontology annotation, biological process: signal transduction. Bases 841 to 3072 code for a protein of 743 amino acids. The transcript has 16 exons. The record is from RefSeq and is a predicted model, not a curated record. Gene Ontology annotation, molecular function: 3',5'-cyclic-nucleotide phosphodiesterase activity.
GCGCUUGGCCAGUGUGUCUGGGAGCACAGCGGAGAGGCUCCUCUCUUACUGUACAUGACUUCAGCUGUCAGAAGGAGUUGGGGUCAGGUGGGGGGCUAAGCUCUUGAGAGGUGGAGAGGAAGGCGAGUAAGUGAAAGAGCGCACAGGAGCGAGUGUGCGUGUGUGUGUGUGCGUGUGUGUGUGUGUGUGUGUGUGAGAGAGAGAAAAAGAAAACUGCAGAAAAAAACGAAACCAUGAAUAACUGCAAAAAGACCAUGAGAGCCGGUCACUUUGGAAUGGAGAGAUGGAAACCCAGAUAGUGUGCCUGUUCCACUCAUUCUCUUUCUCCAGGAGAAAUUGUGACACAUUUCUUUUCAGCUGUUAGCGUUAAAUUUUCGACUUCAGCUUGUGAGCUCACAGAGCAUGAUUUGGAUGAGAAGCACCCCAUGGAAAAACUUUAGCAUCAGAGCCGGUUGAAGACAUAUCAUUUUGACGAAAAGUGUCACUGUUUGAGAAGAAAAGCGGGUUUGCAAGAGGAGAAAUUUAGAGAAGAGUGACAAACCACAAAUAAGAAGACGCCUUACCAGAGCAUGAUAAAUUGAUAAAACUAUCACUAAAGUUGUACAUUUUAAUUUCGUAUUUUCUGGGGUCAGUUUUUUUUUUUUUUUUGCCUGUUUUCUUUUGUCUUUCAAACAUAAUUUUUGUUUGGAGCAGCGAUGGGAACGGGGCUGAGCUUCAGGAAACCAGGGUCAUGUAAAAGGAAGAGGACCGACGCACGUUAGUGUCCCCACGGCCGAUCAAGAAGAAAGGAAGGAGACAAGGGAGCGCGACGGGACGGCGGGAGGAAGGAACGGCCAAAACAUGAGUUUGCCAACAAACUGUAUGUUUUUUCCCCCUGCUGACCGGGCUUUCAAGGUGCGGCAUGGAAAUAUCUGCGGCUCGCCUUAUGCUGUCAACCGGCCCAUCGACAUCAUCCAAAAGCGCAGGCGUUUUGAUGUUGAGAAUGGGCUAUCAGCAGGCCGCAGCCCCCUGGACCCUCAGGCCAGUCCAGGCUCAGGGCUUGUCCUACAGGCCAACUUUCCACACAGCCAGCGGCGGGAGUCCUUCCUGUACCGCUCUGACUCCGACUUCGACCUCUCACCCAAGGCCAUGUCCCGGAACUCCUCCACUGCAAGUGAAUUGGAAGAGGGCUUGAAGUACUGGGAAGUGAGCUGGCUGGCUCGGCAUGGAGAAGACAUGAUUGUAACACCAUUUGCACAGGUCCUCGCCAGUUUGCGAACAGUAAGAAGCAAUUUUGCAGUGUUAACUCACCUGCAGGAUCGUGUAGCAAGCAAGAGAUCCUCGAGCAGCAACCCACCAUCCAUGUGCAAAUCAAACCUUCCUGAGGAGGCCUACCAGAAGUUGGCCAUCGAGACUCUGGAGGAGCUGGACUGGUGUCUGGACCAGCUGGAAACGCUACAGACCCGGCACUCAGUCAGCGAGAUGGCCUCCAAUAAGUUUAAAAGGAUGCUUAACCGAGAGCUCACCCAGCUGUCAGAAACCAGCCGGUCUGGAAACCAGGUGUCAGAGUUCAUCUCCAGAACAUUUUUAGAAAAGCAGCAUGAUGUGGAGAUCAUGUCACCUACCCCUAAAGACAAGGAUAAGAAGAAGCGUCCCAUGUCCCAGAUCAGUGGAGUGAAGAAGCUGGUCCACAGCCCUAGUCUGGCCCCCUCCAGCAUCCCCCGCUUUGGUGUCAGCACAGACCAGGAGGCCCUGCUGGCCAAGGAAUUUGAAGAUAUAAACAGAUGGGGACUAGAUAUCUUCAAGAUAUCAGAAUAUUCUGGGAACCGCCCACUGACGGUUAUAAUGUACGCCAUUUUUCAGGAAAGAGAGCUGCUUAAGUCUUUCAAGAUCCCGACAGACACAUUCAUCACAUUUAUGAUGACACUGGAGGACCAUUACCAUUCUGACGUGGCUUACCACAACAACAUCCAUGCUGCUGAUGUGGUCCAGUCCACCCACGUCCUUCUCUCUACCCCUGCCCUUGAGGCAGUCUUCACCGACCUUGAAAUCCUGGCUGCCCUGUUUGCCAGUGCCAUACAUGACGUGGAUCACCCAGGCGUCUCCAACCAAUUCCUCAUCAACACAAACUCUGAGCUGGCACUGAUGUACAAUGACGCCUCUGUCCUGGAGAACCACCACCUGGCAGUGGGCUUUAAGCUGCUGCAAGAAGAGAACUGUGACAUCUUCCAGAACCUCAGCAAAAAGCAGAGGCAAUCACUGCGCAAGAUGGUCAUUGACAUGGUCUUGGCCACUGACAUGUCCAAACAUAUGAACUUGCUGGCUGAUCUGAAAACUAUGGUUGAGACAAAGAAAGUGACGAGUCUGGGAGUGCUGCUGUUGGACAACUACUCCGAUCGCAUUCAGGUUCUGCAGAACAUGGUGCACUGUGCUGACCUCAGCAAUCCCACCAAGCCACUGGAGCUGUACCGGCAGUGGACUGACCGCAUCAUGGUGGAGUUCUUCACCCAGGGAGACCGGGAAAGGGACAAGGGAAUGGAGAUCAGUCCCAUGUGUGACAAACACAAUGCAUCCAUUGAGAAGUCCCAGGUAGGAUUUAUUGACUACAUUGUGCACCCACUGUGGGAGACAUGGGCAGACCUAGUGCAUCCAGAUGCACAGGAGAUCCUGGACAUGCUGGAGGACAACCGCGAGUGGUACCAGAGCAUGAUCCCUCACAGCCCAUCUCCCAGCCCUGAAGACCAAGAGAAGGAGGAAAGCGCUGGGGGCAUCGAAGGCAGUGCUAGUAGCAGUGCUUCUGCAGGGGACAAGUUCCAGUUUGAACUGACCUUGGAAGAAGAAGGAGAAUCAGAUGUGGACAGCCCCCCUGAGGACCAGCAGCUCACAGCUGACACGGGGGGACCCUCCAGGACUUUUGCCCGCAGCCAACCCAAGCCCACGUCCCCCCCCCUGCAACACAGCCCACGACUCGCUUCCAGAACCGGCCAAAGACCUGGCCUCAGGACGUUGUCCCCAGAAGUGGCAGUGGAAGCGGAUGAUGGAGAACUGGACCAGGAAGGAGACACAGUGUCCAGUUUAGCACGUGACACGUAGCAACGUCUCAAACGGUUCCCCUCUCCUGGCAUGUGCUGUGUGGGCCUGGCAGUUGUGCUGGGGAGUGUGGCAAUGGGGGGAGGUUAGAAAAUAGGGAUGUGCUUCCAGCCAGUCCUCAGACAACGGUCGCCUUACACUGGAGAUGCCUCUGAAGAAAGCCCUCUUUCUUUUUUUUAAUCUUCCUGAACAAAAAUAGUAUUUUUUUGCCAGACAGUUCUUUUUAUACCCUUUUUCCAUAUAGUUUUUUUCGUGGGGGAAUGGUGAGAGUUUUGGACUUAGACUGCUGUAUUUGGCUGUUAGUUUACUCCCUGAAGAUUCAGCAAACCAGUCACACUAUGGUCUACUGACAGAGCAAGGAAUUCUACUGAAAAAAACGUCUUCCUUUAAAAGACCGCAUGACGUUGGUAGAAGAAGAAAAAGAAGAGGAAAAAAUAAUUGUGACAGGGAAUGAUUUCACGAAAGAACUGUGUAUGACUUUCAUUUAAAUUGCCACAUUUUUGGUUCUUUGUUUAGCAUCUAAAAAAUAAUUUGAAGAACGAUCCGUAAAAUGCAACGACAGUUUUACCAAAUAUAUACCUGAUAGAAGAAAAAAGCAUGUCGAUAACCUCAGGGUAUGAAGAAAAGAAUAACAUUUUAAUGUAGCAAGGACUUCUUGGUAGCCCUUUAACCAGAUAGUGUCUCUUAAAUUUUAGUGUGCCUGACAAGUUUUUAUAAGACUGUGCAUUACAGAAGUUUCUUGAACACUGAACAAAAGGAAAACAGAGUGAUUCUAUGUGUCUGGCGCCCUCCAUUGUAUAUUCUUUGAACAUCACUUACUGUAAAAAACCCUAAAGCAAUAUUUCAGCAGUAAAAUCUCCAAGUGUGUGUUCACAUGGCAUUUGUAUACACACAUUAGGAGACUUUAUCGUUAAAAUAUUAUGAUAUUCAUAGUAUUUCUCCAGAUGCAUAUUUUUCCUGGAUUUGGUUAGUUUCCGGGUACUCCAUUGAAGAAAUUUGUUUAGGAAAAAAAAUCACUUUUGUACAAUUGUUUUUCAUGUGACACUGUCGUUUUUUUUGUCUGAUUUUGGUUUGAUUCCAGAUGAUUUAACUGUGUUCUGAAGAUGUUAUACUUGGAUGCAUGUUCUUGUCCUUUGUGUGUCUGUCGGUGUGUUAUUUAGGCUGCUUCCAUUUCAGCACAACCUGAACUGCGAACACACUCAACUGAGCUUGCAAGGGCUUGAGCCAAACUACUGUAUGUCCACAAAGAAGGCAGCUGGCUACCCAUAGGCAAUGAGAAGAGCUUGCGGUUUUCCUGGGAAACAGACAAAGGUGGGGAGAGGGGCUGAGCUUUUAGUGAACAUGAAACCAAAGUUGUACAGGUUUGCAUUUUCAACUGAAUCUCCAGGUUCUUCUGAUAACAAACUUCUGAAUGCUUAGCUGAAUGUUUUGCAGUUAAACGUGUGAAGAUUUAGACAAUGUAAAAAUGUAUUUUUUGCAGAAGUCAAUGUACACACAGCUGACAUGUACAUUAUGAUACGGGAUAGCUUUUCUGCCAAGUUGUUCUUUUCGUUUUGCUUUUUGUUAUUAUUUGGCUUCAUGUUCUUCUUCCCACAGAUGCCAAUCUGAUGACAUUGUAAGUGCCAGACGAGAACAGUACAACACUGUAAUCUCUGGUGGCCAUAGGGCAAUUUCCAUUGAUCGUUACACUAUUGACAAUUUAUUUCACAGCACAGAUUUUUAAAAUGAGCUUCCCCUCCCCUCCCAUACCAAAGCCAAACACAUACACCUGUUAUACUGGAUACUUUUUGAGAAUAUAUUUAACUGAACAUAAUGAAGUGACACCUUUGGUUUAUGUCAGAUCUAGGUGGAAGGGGUAAACCAUGUUUAUUGUAAACAGAAAGUAAACAAUUGUGGUUAAUAAUGUUUGUAAAAACAAAAAUAAUGUAUGAUAAAUUAAAUAUUUAAACACUUUUUGAUUGUAUCUAAAAAUACCGAAUGAGGGUUUUUGCCUUCAUUUCAUUUUAAUAUUUUAGACGAUUUAUCUGUUGGCACAAACAAUAUAUACUUGUACAAUCAAGAGAAUAUGCUGGCAAUGAAGGUAUUUUGAGAUUGAACUUGCAUUGCGGUAUUCUAUCCCAUCAGCUGUCCUGUAAUGAACACUCAAACAUCUUAAAUUUCAGAGCCUUAAAUUUCAAAGAGAAAUUUGACUCCACGGAGGAUACAGACCACACAUUUCCGAGUGCCAUACCGCCUAUAAGUUCUGACAAUCAGGAAACUAGCCAAGCAGUUUGUUUGUCUCUGACUCAGCUCUGGAGCAGUGCCAUACAGUUGGAAACCAUUGUUUCAUGUAUUUAUGCUUUUCCUUUCUUUUCGUUUUGCAGCAUAUGCUAUUUAUUCUUUACACUUGUUGGUCUGAAGUACUGUAAAAAGACCUUAUGUCCUGUCUUUAUGUCUUGGAGCCUAAGAACUGAAGUGUACCUUCCAGAAAAAAGGAACAUAUAUCCACUGCAACAGCUCCGUGUUAUUAGUGUUUCUUUCCAUUUUUCUUACCUUUACAAAGCCAAAAGUUUCCAUAAUUCAGGUUCUUGAGAAAAAACAUAAAUUCAUCAAUAAAAAAAAACUGUCCAUGUUUUCUUUUUGUUCCAUUGUUGUGUUUUUUUGUGGUCAGUAUGACUGCU